Messenger RNA from Rotaria sordida, 1989 nucleotides. NCBI's taxonomy places the organism in Eukaryota, Metazoa, Rotifera, Eurotatoria, Philodinida, Philodinidae. The record is from the annotation of a GenBank genome assembly.
AUGAAUUUAUUAUUUAUAAUAAGUAUUCUAUUUUUUUUAUUAUUUUCAAAUAUAAUUCUAUUACCAUUACCAUUAAAUCAAUAUGCUUAUAUGCUUGCACGAGAAAGAAUUAAACAAUAUGAUCGAGGUGUACAAGCUCAAAAUAAUUUAACUUCAAAAGAAAAAGUUGUUAAUUUAUAUUUGGAAUUAUUACAAGCUAAUGAUUAUAUGAAUACAAAAAAUUAUUUUUAUCCAUCACGUCCAAUUGAAAAAGUAUUUGAAAAUAUAACAAAAAGUUCAUUAUAUCAAUUUUUAAUAUCAUUACCUAAAGGAGGAAAUUUACAUAUACAUGAAUCACAAGUUCUCGAUCGAAAAUUAUUACUUGAACAUAUAAUGAAUUCUUCUGAAUAUGAUUUUUUAUAUAUUUGUGAUCAAGAUAAUUGUACAACAAAUAAAUAUUAUUUAAAUUAUUUUAAAAGUAAUCCAUCUUCUGAAUGGACUAAAGUCAAAGGUUCGAAUUGGACUAUACCAGAAAUUCUUAAAAGAACAACAUUAACUGGAAUUUUAAAUAAUCUUGAAACACCAAUAUAUGCUACUGAUACGGAAGGUCGAUGGCAUACAGCUGCUGAAUAUGGAGUUUUUGAUUUUUAUGGAGAUUUAGUUAAAUAUAAUGUUACAAGAUUUAAUUAUAUGAAAUUAGUUUUAGAUCAAGCACUUGAAGAAAAUAUUCAAUUAUUAGAAUUUCGACGAGGACUUUUUGGAAGUUUAUAUUAUUUAACUGAAAAUAAUACAAAAAUAUUAAUAAAUCCAACGGAAGAAUUAGAUUUAUUAUUAAAAUUUAAAAAAGAAUAUAUAUCAAAAAAUCCUAAAUUAAUUGAUUUUAUAUUUGUAAUUUAUAGUUCAAGAAAUUUACUAAAAGAACAAAUAAAAACUCAUCUUAAUAAUAUAAUUAAUCUUCAUCGUUUAUAUCCUGAUUUUAUUCGUGGAUAUGAUAUGGUUGGUGAAGAAGAUCAAGGUCAUACGCUUUUAUUUCAUAGUGAUACUCUUAUUAAUGCAUUUAAUUAUACAAGUACAAGUAAUGGAUCAUUUAAUUUUCUUUUUCAUUCUGGUGAAACAAAUUGGCCUGAAAAUCAUAUUCCAUCAGUUCCUGAUGAUAGUGUAUCAGCAUUUGAAAAUAUUUAUGAUGCACUUGUAUUUCGAACUCAUCGUAUUGGUCAUGGACUUAGUUUAACUAAACGUCCAGAUUUAUAUCAAUAUAUUCGUCAACGUCAAAUAGCUAUUGAAAUUUGUCCAGCAAGUAAUCAAAUAUUAGGUUAUGUUGCUGAUCUUCGUAAUCAUCCAGGAAUUGUUUAUCAUCGAAGUGGUAUUCCAAUUGUAUUAUCUGGUGAUGAUCCAGGAAGUUUUGGUUAUAAUACAUUAACAGUAGAUUUUUAUUUGGCAACUAUGGCAUGGGGUUUAAAUCUUGCUGAUUUAAAGCAAUUUGCUUGGAAUUCUAUUCAAUAUAGUUCACUUCCAAAUAAUCGAAAAAUAGAAGGAUUACAAAAAUGGCAAAAUGAAUGGAAUCUAUUUAUUGAUAAUUCAUAUAAUAUAGCAUGUAAUCAAACAUAUCCUAAUUUAACUAUGAAUAUAUCUCAAAUAUUACCUGCAUAUGGUCCAACUAAUCGAUCUAUUAAUGUAACAGUUUUUGGUUUUGGAUUUGAAAUAGCCAUAUGUAAAAAAAUUAUUUGUAAAUUUGGUGAAAAAGAAACGAAUGGAACAUUUAUUGAUUUAAAUGAAAUUGUAUGUCCAACACCAUUGAAUAAUAGUGAUCUUUCAACUGUAUCGAUUUCAAUUGUAAUUGAUAAUAAAAUUUUUCCUGCAGGAUAUGAUUAUAAAUUUAUUUCAUCGUUAUCAGUUAUCGAUGAUGAAAGUUUACCACCAUUAAUUCCAUCAAAAAGUGAUAAAUUCGUGAUUGUCAAUCAAAAAUUAAUUAUUACUUUAUUAAUAUUACUUUUUACAUUUAUAAUAUAG